AUGGCAGAUCUUGUGUCAGUAUACCGCGAGCAAGGCAAGCUUAAAGAAGCCGAGAAUAUAUGGGUCGAAGUGUUUGAAAGCAAAGCAGAACAACUACUAUCUAGCAUUGACCUCUAUCUCAAGAGAAAGGUCUGGGCUGUGCUAGUCUCAUUGUUUUCGGUCCUUGCGACUCGCCUUCGCCCAAGUACCGAUCCAGUCGCUUACUGCGAUGUGUCCCCAGGACUCCGUCAACCCCUCUCACUACUACUAUCUUCACGCGGCCACAAGGGGUCUCAAAUCCCACCACUGUCACACGGAACUCGUUUGUUCAUCUUGAUACACUCAACAUGGAGGCAUCUGCAAACGAAGUUCAUCUUCUUAGGUCUUUUGGCCUUCUGGCAUUCCUACCGCUUGCCUCUCCUCCUCGCUCUCGCUACCCUUGUCGUUCUCGUUCGCGCUUAUCGUAAGCUGCAGCCCAAGUCCAAGAUUGCUACUGCUUCCUCCAUCCCGUCGUCGCCUCGCAGCCACUCCCCGGAAAAACGUGAUAAGACCAUCAGCCAGUCUACGGAGAAGGAUGUAAAAGCCGACUCAAAGCCCUCGGUCGUGGAGAAGGACGCGUCGCAUAAGCAGGCCGGCGGUCCGAAGCGGGUCACAGGAAAGAAGCCACUAAAGGAACCCCCUGUCUCCUUCAUUCAACCUAUUAUCUUCUUCGCUUCGUUGACCGCAAACACCGAGAGAUAUGCCCAAGUUUUGCUGGAAGAUUUGCGUGCUGCUGCGCGCGAUCGGGCCGAUCCUGAAAAUCGGGAACGAGGCCUCCUUCCCCCCCAGAUUCACGACCUGUCCUAUGUCGAUUUCGACGACUACUUCAUCAGCGCCCCGAAGCCCCCUUCGACUUCGCCAGGAACACGCUAUGUCUAUUGCAUGCUGAUUCCGACUUACAACAUCGAUACCAUCUUGAACACCUUCCUCGGUCACCUCGAUGAAACUCAUCAUGACUUCCGCAUUGACACUGCACCUCUGUCUGGUCUCGCUGGCUAUUCUGUCUUCGGGUUUGGCGACAGGGAAGGAUGGCCUACCGAAGAAGAAGGUUUCUGCUCACAGGCCAAGGAACUAGAUCGCUGGAUGGCGAAACUCACAGGCAGGAAGAGGGCCUACCCUCUUGGUUUUGGAGAUGUCAAGAGCGAUGCGGACUCGGCCUUGAACGAGUGGUCCCGCGGCCUACAGGAUAUUCUCGGUGAUAUUGUCGAAAAUGGCGGCCUAGGUGAAGGUGUCCCUGGUAGUGGUGAUCCGCUCGAAAGUGAUGAGGAGGACUUGGACGACGAAGGUUCGGACUCUGACAAGGCAAACGGUCGGAAGAAGAACAAGAAUCAAUCGGUGGUCGACCUGGAAGAUAUCAAGUUCAGCUCGGACGCUGCAUCCGGAUCCCCUAUCCCAGUGGAUUUCACUACGGGUGGAAAGACGCCUGCGCCCGCCACUGAGAAAGAGAUGGUGCCCAAGACCUCGCCCACCUAUGCCUCUCUGACUAAGCAAGGAUAUACCAUUGUUGGUUCGCACUCUGGUGUCAAGAUCUGUCGUUGGACCAAGUCCGCCCUGCGCGGUCGUGGCUCCUGUUAUAAGUUCUCAUUCUACGGUAUUCGCUCUCACCUGUGCAUGGAGGCAACUCCUUCGCUUUCUUGCAGCAACAAAUGUAUCUUCUGCUGGCGUCAUGGUACCAAUCCUGUCGGCACCACUUGGCGUUGGAAGGUGGAUGAUCCGGAACUCAUUUUCAAUGGAGUCAAGGAAGGUCAUUACAAGAAGAUCAAGAUGAUGCGUGGUGUCCCGGGUGUGCGUGCGGAGCGUUUCGCCGAGGCUAUGCGGAUCCGUCACUGUGCUCUCAGCUUGGUCGGCGAGCCGAUCUUCUAUCCCCAUAUUAAUCGUUUCCUGGACAUGUUGCACAGCGAACACAUCUCCAGUUUCCUUGUCUGUAACGCCCAACACCCCGACCAGCUUGAAACGUUGCAUCGGGUGACGCAACUCUAUGUCUCCAUCGAUGCUAGUAACCGCGAGAGCCUACGUAAGAUCGAUCGGCCUCUGCACCGCGACUUCUGGGAACGUUUCCAGCGCUGCUUGGACAUCCUCCGGGAAAAGCGUCAUUACCAGCGGACGGUGUUCCGUCUUACGCUGGUCAAGGGAUUCAACAUUGACGAUGAAGUGAUUGGAUACGCUAACCUGGUUGAGAAGGCUCUGCCUUGCUUUAUUGAAAUCAAAGGCGUGACUUACUGCGGUACCAGCACCAGCGCCGGAGCUGGACUGACAAUGCAGAACGUUCCUUUCUAUGAAGAAAUCCAGCAGUUUGUCACUUCUCUCAACGCAGAACUAGAGCGCCGUGGUCUGAAGUAUGGUAUCGCCGCCGAGCAUGCUCACAGUUGUUGCGCGCUCAUCGCGUCCGAGCGGUUCCACGUUAAUGGCAAGUGGCAUUCCCGGAUCGACUACGAUAGGUUCUUCCAGCUCUUGGAGAAGGAGAAGGCCGACGGUACCUCGUUCACGCCGGAGGACUAUAUGAGAGAAACCGAGGACUGGGCGCUGUGGGGUAAGGGAGGCUUCGAUCCGAACGAUGAGCGUGUCUACAGGAAGGGCAAGAAGAAGACCAUUCAGGCUGCUGCUGAAGCUCAGGGAUGA
Molecule: messenger RNA, 2637 nt
Organism: Aspergillus neoniger CBS 115656
Lineage: Eukaryota; Fungi; Ascomycota; Eurotiomycetes; Eurotiales; Aspergillaceae
Product: flavodoxin and radical SAM domain protein
Exons: 5
Coding region: 1-2637 (878 amino acids)
Biological process (GO): wybutosine biosynthetic process
Molecular function (GO): FMN binding; 4 iron, 4 sulfur cluster binding; catalytic activity
Source: RefSeq, a predicted model, not a curated record